Molecule: messenger RNA, 930 nt
Organism: Prunus armeniaca (apricot)
Lineage: Eukaryota; Viridiplantae; Streptophyta; Magnoliopsida; Rosales; Rosaceae
Source: the annotation of a GenBank genome assembly
AUGAGAGCACCCAUUUCGAGACUUCCGCUUAAACUAUAUUUGGCUGCAACAAACACAAUAGUUGGGGCCUUGCUUGCCCAGGACAAUCAUAAUGGAGACGAGAAUCCCAUUUACUAUGUGAGCAGGCAAUUAAGGGGAGCAGAAACGAGAUACCCAAAGAUCGAGCUCUUGUGUCUUGCUCUUGUCUAUGCUGCACAGCGCUUGCGACAGUACUUUCUAGCUCACAAGCUACAGCUCAUAGUAAAAUUCGAUCCUGUGAGAUAUCUGCUCACAAGGCCGGUGCUAUCUGGUCGUCUUGCGCGUUGGCUGCUGCAGCUAUCUGAAUUUGAUAUUACAUGCACAACUCCUAAGGGCAUCAAGGGACAAGCUGUGAUUGACAUGCUGGCUCUAUUUCCCGAGAUAGAAGAAUCAACUCUUUCCAAGGAAGUUUUGGGGGAACUGCCAGAAAUAGUGGAUGCUGUGAUGGAGGAGGAGCCAUGGAUCCUCUACUUUGAUGGGUCUUCCACAUCAAAAGGUGGAGGAGCAGGUGUAGUGCUCAUUAAUCUUGAUGGGCAUGCUACAACUCUCUCAUUCAAGUUAGAUUUUCCAUGCACAAACAAUGUGGCAGAGUAUGAGGCUUUUGUUAUGGGAUUGUUCACUGCCAGGGAAAUGGGUGCAGAAAGGAUGAAGAUCAUUGGCGAUUCUAAUUUGGUGCUAAGUCAAUUGCAAGGAAGCUUUGCUGUGAAUGAGGUAACCUUGGCACCAUAUCGGACAGCUGCUGAAAGGCUUAUUAAUUCUUUCAAGCAAAUAGUGAUGGAGCACAUUCCGGGAGUCACCAAUAGGUAUGCUGAUGCCUUGGCUACGCUGGGAUCAAAGCUCUCAUUCGUACAGGAGCAGCACAAUAUUACAGUAAUAAGGAAAGGCACACCGAUAGUCGAAGCAAUGGUCUAG